Messenger RNA from Meloidogyne enterolobii, 2828 nucleotides. The record is from the annotation of a GenBank genome assembly. Lineage: Eukaryota; Metazoa; Nematoda; Chromadorea; Rhabditida; Meloidogynidae.
GAAAUAAAAAUUUUGAUCAUGAUUACCGAAAAAAUUUUUGAUUCUCGAAUUUACAAAUUGCUGAAAAACUAAAGAAAACAAGGGCUGUGGAUUUUGAAAAAAAACCUGGACCGAGAAAUAGAAAAUGAAAAUGAGGGCACUGGGAGGGACCCGGCUCGAGAAAGCAAAUUCGCAUGUGAGAUUUCUGCCUGUCCACAGAUGAUCGGAUUCCCGAUCCGGGAAACGAGACGAGACUCUAGAAAAAGAAUUUCUAUAAGACUGAAACGUCUUUUCGCGGGAAAAAUACUUGGCAUUUCGAUUUAUUAAUCCUUGUUGCAAAAUUUUUCCGCCAACAAUCAAUAAAAAGUUUUUGUUUUUCCUAACGAAUUUUUCUAAAAUUGUCGGUUUUUUAUUUUAAUUAUAUUGUAGAUCUUUUUUAGAUAAGGUACUAAGUUUAAUACAAAAUGAUCGGUGCGAAAGUGUCAGCUUCAUCCUCUACAAUUGACAGUGAUUUUGAUUUAGUUAGCGCCAAUUCUAUGAUUAAUACUUUAAAAUCGAAAAAGUGUAUUGAUUCUCCAAGUAACAAAGAAAACUUUUUAACAUCAAAAAGCAAAGCUUCUUCCUCACAAAAUAAUUCAAAAAAACAUCCAACCACUUCUCAAUUAAACAAAGAAACUAAUUCGAAAGACAACGCUGUUCUUCUCCAGAAACUUAAACAGGCCAAAAAGGCCCUUGCUAAAUACCAGGAAGACAAAAAUCGUUUAGAAUCUGAAUUAACUCAAAAUCGUUCUUUAAUGGCUCAAAUUUUGUCUUGCCAAAUUACGGCAAAGAAUAAGACGCGUGUUAAGAAUUCGUCAUGUCCUAAAGAGUACUUUCCGUCAGAUGAUCGUUGUGUUGGGAUUAAGACAUUUGAUUCACUUGCUUGGAUUCCUUUGCUUGAAAGACUUGAAGAAGAACAGGUUGAUCUCUUUGUCCAAGUGCCUCCACCAAUGAUACCGCGACUUUUGGAUGGUAAAGGCGGCCUUAUUUCUCAGACUGUAUUCAAAAGCCUUAUCUCUCUAACAGUCAAUGAGCAUCAGAAUAGUUCAAUCGCCACUCCGCCAUUUUGCAUUAUUCUCUUACCUUUUAGUCAUGUUGUAACACGUUAUCUAACUUAUUUGAAAGAUGAGUCUGUUAAUGUUUUAUUUACUCGAGGUUAUAUUUUAAUUUUCUUUUUUAUUUUUAAAAUUUAUUUUAAUACAGAUGGUUUGUUUAACAUGGAUUGCAUUACUAAAUCACCUUUUUAUCCUACAUUUUGUUUAACUACUUGCAAUCAUUUUUUAAUUGAACUUGACAACGGAAAUGAUAAAUUAAAUAACCUCACACUUUUAUUGUUGGACGAAGCCGAUUUACUUAUACAUGAUGUUGAUUUUGUUCGUUGUUUUAUUGAAAUUCAAUCACUUUCUUGUUCUUAUCGGACUUUGAUGUUUAGUCGAACAUUGGAUAAUCAGACAAGCCCUCUUCUAUCUGAUAUUUUAAAAAUUGGGUACAAGACGUUAUUAAUUGGUGAACGAGCAUUUGAAAUGAGCCAUAGCAGUUUAAAUUAUUCUGAACAAAGUGAAGGCCGUCUUAUUGAUUUUGAUGAAGAAUCCUCUGUUUCUGAAAACGAAUUGAAUCAAACUGGACAUUCAAAUGAAUUACCUGAACAACAACAGGGAGAUAAUGAGACUAUUGAUGUCUUUGUAAAUUUGUCGACAUUAAAUGAUGAAGAGGAUGAUAUCAUUGUAUCAAAUUCUGAAUUAUCUCAACCAUCGGAAACUAAUGAAUUAAGUGAAAACGUGGAAGAACAGAAUUUAAUUUCAAAUAAAGACAGUUGGCCUCUUGAAUUCAUUAACAUUCGCCCUCCACCACCUCCUGCAAUGUUGCCUUUUUACAUGGGAAAUGAUGAAGAAAUAAAUUUUAACGAACAAGGGACUUCCUACCAAAUUUACAACAAUAUUGAGAAUGAUCAACACCAGCAUGGUCUGUCGUCAUUUUUCGAAAUUGAGGAGCAAAAUUUGCAAAGAAAUGGGCUUUUAAUUGAUAUUGAUCAUAGACAAUCUACUAGUACUCUUGGAGAAGCUUAUCAAAGUUGUUUGGCAUCAUUUAAAAGUGCUUCGACACACACUUCAAUUUCUAAUCUCAGUUCUUUCACCGAUGCAAAUGUUAUUUCUCGUCAUAAUCAGAUGCUCAAUAAUUCUUCAAAUCGCCAGCUUCAAUUAAAGCGUUAUCGAACAAAAUCGUAUGGAAAAGCAAAAAUUGGAAAACUUGCUCCCGAAUUUACUGCUGAUGCUGUUGUUGAUUCUGAUUUUAAGACUAUUUCAUUGUCUGAAUACAAAGGCAAAUAUGUUGUGCUCUUCUUUUAUCCGCUUGACUUUACUUUUGUCUGUCCGACUGAAAUAAUUGCAUUUUCUGAGAGAAGCGGUGACUUUACCAAAAUUAACGUUCAAUUAUUGGCUUGUUCUACCGACUCUAAAUUUAGCCAUUUUGAAUGGAUCAAUAAGCCACGUAAGGAGGGAGGACUUGGAGAAAUGAAAAUUCCUGUUCUUUCUGAUCGCAAUAUGAAAAUUGCUCGUGAUUAUGGAGUUCUUAAAGAGGAUGAGGGGAUUGCCUAUCGUGGAUUGUUUAUCAUUGAUCCUAAAGGAAUUCUUCGCCAAAUUACUAUUAAUGACCUUCCUGUUGGACGCUCUGUUGAUGAGACUCUUCGUCUCGUUCAAGCUUUUCAAUAUACUGACAAGCAUGGAGAAGUUUGUCCAGCUAAUUGGAAGCCAGGAAGUGAUACUAUCAAACCAGAUCCUAACAAAAGUAAAGAAUAUUUUGGUAAACAAUAA